Molecule: messenger RNA, 498 nt
Organism: Haemonchus placei
Lineage: Eukaryota; Metazoa; Nematoda; Chromadorea; Rhabditida; Trichostrongylidae
Source: the annotation of a GenBank genome assembly
AUGAACUUCUUGUCUUUUAGAGCCAACAGAAUUCGAGGUAGUCACGAUGUUGAGGAAUGGACUUCCGCAGACAGUAAUAACUCGUCACCGGAAUGCGAAUUCGCUUUUGUGGAAAUUCGUGGUGAAACGGAGGAAAAUAUUAGGCAGGCGAAGAUGGAGAUUUACAGCUUCAUCUCUGACUCGAAAACCUCGGUGUCAACAAAAUGUGUUUGCGUUCCUUCGCACGUAAUUGGGUACAUCAUCGGAAAAGAUGGAGCUAACUUACGUGAGAUCAGGCGGAAACAUCAUGUUCGUGUUGAUAUUGAACCUGAAACGUUCUCAAAUACACGAAAAAUAUCCAUCACAGGCAGUCCAAAGUCUAUUUUACUGGCAGAGGCACGGAUCAACCAGCUUAUGAGUCGCCAUCGUAAGGACAACACUGCAGAUGGGGAUGAAGAUUUUGAAAGGCAGAUGCAGGAAAUCAAACGUAUUCAAGAAGAUGAAGAUGAGGAGUGGUAA